Frankliniella occidentalis (western flower thrips) is the source of this 955-nucleotide messenger RNA. RefSeq names its product alpha-tocopherol transfer protein. The record is from RefSeq and is a predicted model, not a curated record. NCBI's taxonomy places the organism in Eukaryota, Metazoa, Arthropoda, Insecta, Thysanoptera, Thripidae. Gene Ontology annotation, cellular component: membrane. Gene Ontology annotation, molecular function: phosphatidylinositol bisphosphate binding.
AGCGCGGCGAGGUCACUCCCUACCGCAUGGACGACCCCUUUCUGCUGCGGUUCCUCCGCGCGCGCUCCUUCAACGUGGACCGCGCCCACCGCCUGGUGUUCUUCCACGGCAGCGACAUGUCCUCGCUGCACGAGCACAUCCACCCCAAGCACCUGCCCACCCGCUACGGAGGCACGCGCCACGAGGUGCCCUACACCGAGUGGCUGGACGCCAUGCGCACCAGGAACGUGUUUCGGAGAGAGCUCAAAGGACUGGGAUACAAAAUCGAUGAGGAUCCUUCCCUGGACUACGUCUGAGGCCGGAAAACACUUAAUUAUUUUGGAUCGAGGAAUGUCCUUUCCCGUUCACUUAUUUGUUAUCGCGCCAAAAUUAAUAUUAGCCAAUUGAUCAAAUUAAUCCAAUAAGCCAUGUUAUAACUAUUAUCGUACACGCGAGGGAUCAUCCAGAAAGUACGUCCGUUUUUCUCAUAUUCAUAUGCGAGCUAAGCGCCUGCGAGACUCCGGGUAGGCCACACCACAGUACAUGAAUGCCCUACAGGCAAGAUGUUGCCUACCGACCAGGCGUCAUGAGACCUUGCAGAGGUGGAACUACUUGGCAUGUUCGUAGCGGCGAAUGACGGACGUACUUUCUAGAUGAUCCCCAAGCUCAUGACAUUACAUUUAUAGUUUUCUUAUUACUUCCAUGAUAAGCGAUCGCGUGAUAUUGUCGAGAGCACCAUGUUGCUGGGACUAUUAGUUCAGUUAAUUUUAUGUAUUUUUUUUAGUCUGUAGGUAUUUUAGCUGUAGUAAGAGUGUGGGACAUCUUACAGUGUGAUUUGUAAUUAUGUGAUAUAUAUAGACUAUUUUUUAAAACAAUUUGUGAUUUGAGUAUAUCUGAUUAACAUUGACAUUUUUGUAUACUUUCGUGCAGUAAGGGGGCCAAUAAAAUAAAAAUAUUGCUCAGAGUUUUAUGAAAA